AUGUCGACAUCAAAAAAUUUUGCCAAUAAAGUAGUGCUGAUCACCGGUUCGAGCGGUGGUAUCGGCGCCGGCACUGCCGUCGAGUUCGCCCGAUAUGGGGCUCAAGUGGUGAUCACCGGUCGUAAUGCCGACAACUUGUCAGAAGUGGCCAAACAAUGUGCGGCCGUUUCGCCCAAUGGUCUCAAACCACUGGAAGUGUUGGCAGACGUGAGUAAAGACGCCGACUGUAAGCGACUGAUUGACAGUACGAUCAGUGCAUUCAAACGGUUGGAUAUAUUAGUGAAUAACGCGGGAAAGGGUGUGUUUUGUCCGAUCACUGAUACGGCUAUUCUCGACAAAUACCGGGAAGGGAUGGACACAAACCUCCGUUCAGUCGUCUAUUUAACACACCUAUCGGUCGAUCACUUGGAGAAAACUAAAGGCAAUAUUAUUAACAUAUCGAGCGUUGCGGGACUUAAACCGUAUAGAACAGGGUUUAUCUAUUGUAUGUCAAAGUGUGCGCUCGAUAUGUUCACCAAAUGUUUGGCCCUAGAAUUGGGACCCAAAGGGAUUCGCGUUAAUGUUAUCAAUCCGGGUGCCAUUAGGACCAAUUUUACUCAGGCAAUGGGCUAUACCAACGAACAGGCGGAGGCCUUAUAUACUACAAGGGCUGUCAAAUGCCCGGUCGGACGGGUCGGUGAGUCCAUAGACAUCGCGAACGCCAUACUCUUCUUGGCCUCAGACGAGGCCUCGUUUGUGACGGGCGUUCACUUUGUGUCCGACGGCGGCUCUCUUCACGCGCCCUCAUAA
Messenger RNA from Medioppia subpectinata, 789 nucleotides. Lineage: Eukaryota; Metazoa; Arthropoda; Arachnida; Sarcoptiformes; Oppiidae. The record is from the annotation of a GenBank genome assembly.